CAGCUCACUCCGCCUUCUCCUCCUCGGCUCCGAAUUCUCUGCCAGGAGGGUCAAGUAGGGAUAUGUCCUCAGCACCAACCACUCCUCCGUCAGUGGAUAAAGUAGACGGAUUUUCUCGGAAGUCCGUCAGAAAAGCCAGACAGAAGAGGUCACAAAGUUCCUCCCAGUUUAGGUCUCAGGGCAAGCCUAUUGAAUUAACUCCUCUGCCGCUUCUAAAAGACGUUCCAUCUUCAGAGCAGCCUGAACUGUUCCUAAAGAAACUUCAGCAGUGCUGUGUAAUUUUUGACUUCAUGGACACACUAUCAGACCUUAAAAUGAAAGAAUACAAGCGCUCCACUCUUAAUGAACUGGUGGACUACAUUACAAUAAGCAGAGGCUGUUUGACAGAGCAGACUUACCCCGAAGUAGUUAGAAUGGUAUCUUGCAAUAUAUUUAGAACUCUCCCACCCAGUGACAGCAAUGAAUUUGAUCCAGAAGAAGAUGAACCCACCCUUGAGGCAUCAUGGCCACAUUUACAGCUUGUUUAUGAGUUUUUCAUACGAUUUUUGGAAAGCCAAGAAUUCCAACCUAGCAUUGCCAAAAAGUACAUAGAUCAGAAAUUUGUAUUACAGCUUUUGGAGCUGUUUGACAGUGAAGACCCUCGAGAACGAGACUACCUAAAAACAGUCUUACACAGAAUUUAUGGCAAGUUUCUUGGUCUUAGAGCAUUUAUCCGAAAACAGAUUAACAAUAUUUUUCUACGGUUUGUUUAUGAAACUGAACACUUCAAUGGUGUAGCUGAACUGCUGGAAAUAUUAGGAAGUAUUAUCAAUGGUUUUGCUUUACCUCUUAAAGCAGAGCAUAAACAGUUUCUGGUGAAGGUGCUGAUUCCUUUACAUACUGUCAGGAGUUUAUCACUCUUCCAUGCACAGCUGGCAUAUUGUAUAGUACAGUUUCUGGAGAAAGAUCCUUCACUCACAGAGCCAGUCAUUAGAGGUUUAAUGAAAUUCUGGCCGAAAACCUGCAGUCAGAAAGAGGUCAUGUUCCUUGGGGAGCUGGAGGAGAUCUUGGAUGUGAUUGAACCUUCACAAUUUGUCAAAAUUCAGGAACCUUUAUUUAAACAAAUUGCCAAGUGUGUCUCUAGUCCUCACUUUCAGGUGGCAGAAAGGGCGCUGUAUUAUUGGAAUAAUGAAUACAUCAUGAGUUUGAUAGAAGAGAACUCCAACGUUAUACUUCCCAUCAUGUUUUCCAGUCUUUAUAGGAUUUCCAAAGAACACUGGAAUCCGGCUAUUGUGGCUUUAGUCUACAAUGUGUUGAAGGCGUUUAUGGAAAUGAACAGCACCAUGUUUGACGAGCUGACAGCCACUUACAAGUCAGAUCGUCAGCGCUUAUCCAAAGCGGCAGGUGAAAAAAAUGAGGAAACUUCGGGAACUCCGGGCAGUUUGCGACUUCGUUUAAGUCGUGCCUUUUGUGUGACUCGGGGUUCCCACAAGCAAAGCGAAGGGUACUGUAUGUCAUCAAACCUUGUUAGUGAGAAGAAGAAAGAGAAGGAACGUGAAGAACUGUGGAAAAAACUGGAGGAUUUGGAGUUAAAGAGAGGUCUUAGACGUGAUGGAAUAAUUCCAACUUAAC
Emys orbicularis (European pond turtle) is the source of this 1611-nucleotide messenger RNA. It is a transcript of the gene PPP2R5E, whose product is annotated as protein phosphatase 2 regulatory subunit B'epsilon. The record is from RefSeq and is a predicted model, not a curated record. NCBI's taxonomy places the organism in Eukaryota, Metazoa, Chordata, Testudines, Emydidae. Bases 63 to 1610 code for a protein of 515 amino acids. Gene Ontology annotation, molecular function: protein phosphatase activator activity. The transcript has 15 exons. Gene Ontology annotation, biological process: protein dephosphorylation; signal transduction. Gene Ontology annotation, cellular component: cytosol; nucleus; protein phosphatase type 2A complex.